AUGAGUUCUGAGCCACCCGAGGAACCGCAAUAUCGUAACGAGCCCAGCAUCCUCUCUCCAGCAUCUCCCAGACCCAUCCACUUCCCCACUCCCACCAACAUCCCAGUGCUCGAGAUGCAACAUGACAUCGGCUUCAACCAGACCGAACCACACAUGACCGAUCCCGCCACGCGCAACACCGACGUCAGGCCAAACAUGUGGCGCGAUCCCAACGACCCGGAAGAAGAGCAGCCAGAGCACCAGCAGCACACCUCCGAGAUGCCAGACGCCGCUGUAGAACACGUGACGCCAUAUUCCACUGGAGCAGGGGACGUCACUGCCAUGGAGAUGGACACGCAAGAAGACGGCGGAGUAGCCGCGUCCGCAGAACAGCAAGCACAUAGCACUGAGCCUGCCUCUACGGAUGCUGCAGAAGCUCUCAAUCACUCGACGACACAAGAGCCUGAGCCAACCCAGUUUUCUACUUCUACCAACUCAGCCAACGACCAGGCGUCAGUCAGAGAUGGCUUUCCUCCUCCCACCCACAAUGCCACGGAGCCAUCUUCUGAUCCUAGUGUGCCCACCGCCGAUGCAACGUCUGCGCCCAUUACCCAAGAGUCUGUAUUACCGUCUGAUGCCCAGACACAACCCGGCGAAACAGCCGCUCAAGCCUUCAACCCCAGUUCUGUCGAUGUCCAGGCGCUGCUAGACACAUUGCAAAAUGCACCCUCCAAUGCCCAUGAUGCAGCUACUAGCGCCGCCCCUCCACAAGAUGGCAUGACUGCGCCCACCACCGAGUCUCCAUCAGUUGCCAACCAAACCCAGCAAGCCGUACCUUCCUUAAGCUCUCCAGUCUCGGCAAACGCUCUUGGUGCACCAGCAAGCGGCUUGCCACCACGCCCUCCACCGCAAGAGCAACCGCUCAUCAAUCCGAAUUAUGUUCACUCUCAGCAUAUCCGCGACUACCAUCCGCAUGCUGCCAACCCGGCCUUCCACCCACAUACGAAGAGUAGUAGCCAAGGCCAUGCAGCCGAUCCGCCGGGUAGGAACUAUGUCCCACCCGUACUUUCGCCAACGAGCGCCAAUGCCGGGACACCAGCCCAAUCGAUCCAGUCCGCCACGUACUCCGCGACCGCUCCAACGCAUGGCAACGGCCAGGCCGCAACGUAUCCGUCGCAUGCCCCUUUCGCUGGCUCUCCUGGCGUUAACAGCGCUUACUCUGGCGCGCCACAGUACGGCCACACCGGUACCUUGGCUCGGCCAGAAGACUUCACCACAAGCCGCCACGAGUUUUCGAGGCAUGAGGAUCGCCCUUGGGACGCCGAGGUGCAGAGGAAGUAUGAUCAGUUUAUUGAGGAGGAGAGGGCUUAUGUCAGUGAGGGCAGAUGGGAGCAGUUCCCGAAUGGUGCGAGGUUGUUUGUCGGCAACCUGAGUUCAGAAAAGGUUACCAAGAGAGACAUCUUUCAUGUUUUCCAUCCGUACGGCGAGCUCGCACAAAUUUCGAUCAAGCAGGCAUAUGGCUUCGUACAGUUCCUGCGCACCGAGGACUGUAUGAAGGCGCUCCACGCAGAGCAGGGUACACAGAUACGCGACAAGAGGAUCCAUCUCGAAGUCAGCAAGCCGCAGAAGAACCGCCCACAGCAGGGCACUCAACGCCGCUCGCGCUCUCCUCCUGACCUCGGCCGCGGAAGGCCGGGACAAAGCGUCGACCGCUACGUCUCAGGUGGACGAGGCAUCAACAGAAGAGAUGAUUACAGGCCCGGUGGCCAGCAGCCUUUCUCGCCGAGAGGAUACAAUGACCGCUACGAUGACAGGUAUCGCGCGCGCUCACGUUCGCCUGGCUUCGAUCGCGGCGGUGGGGGCAGAUAUCGGAGUCGGAGCCCGCCUUCACAAGAGCAGGACCAACUGCCUCUGCCGCGGCGUGCUCCGAGAGACGUGCCGGACGUGCAGAUCAUCGUCAUCGGAUCACUGGACCGUGACUUCAUUGCAUGGGUCGAGAGCGCAUUCAACUCACGCUCCGUGCGCGCCGAAGUUCUCCUGCUUUCACCCCGCCUCCCCGAAGAAGCAGUCAUACGCCGUCAGAUUGUGGAAGGAGUGGCCGCGGUGGUGAAGCUCGUACGUCAGAACCAGAACACCGGCAAGAUCGGCCUUCAAAUCUUCGAUCGCAGCAAAGGAGCCAGCAAUGUGGCAUUCGAAGAGUACGAUGGCCUGGACCCGCAGAUCGCCGUCGAGCUGGUACUGCGUGCGAAGACCACGAAAGCCGCUCCGGCUCCUCAGCAGGGGUACGGCGGAGGCUACGGCGCUCAACAGCAGCAGAGAUAUGGCGGCUACAACGCUCCAGCGCCCGCGUAUGGAGAUCGACAAGGCCCACCUCCGCAGCACCCGACUGGAUUGCCCCCAGGCUAUGCCCCGCAGCCGCCAAUGCCUCAAGGACCGCAGCCAGGAGUGCCGCCGAACCUGCAGAAUCUCAUCACGAACCUCGACCAGAACAAUCUGCAGAACUUGCUCUCGGCCAUGAACACGCCACAGAGCGCAGCCAAUGCAGCGAACCCGUACUCGGCUAAUGCGCAGGCGAGUGCGGUGCAAGCGCUGCAGCAGAAUCCGGCAGUUGCUGGGUAUCUGCAGCAGCAGCAACAGCAGCAGCAGGGAGGGCAGAGUGCCGGAGGUGCAGGGCAGCAGGUGAACAUGCAGGACAUUCUUGCGCGGUUGGGGAGUGGUGGAGGCUAUCAGCGUUAG
Molecule: messenger RNA, 2715 nt
Organism: Saxophila tyrrhenica
Lineage: Eukaryota; Fungi; Ascomycota; Dothideomycetes; Mycosphaerellales; Extremaceae
Gene: NAB3
Product: nuclear polyadenylated RNA-binding protein 3
Exons: 3
Coding region: 1-2715 (904 amino acids)
Molecular function (GO): RNA binding
Source: RefSeq, a predicted model, not a curated record